Brassica rapa (field mustard) is the source of this 488-nucleotide messenger RNA. RefSeq names its product histone acetyltransferase HAC1. The record is from RefSeq and is a predicted model, not a curated record. Lineage: Eukaryota; Viridiplantae; Streptophyta; Magnoliopsida; Brassicales; Brassicaceae.
AACUUUCGCUCUUUCCAGCUUCAACGAGUUACAUAAGCGCCGUCCAGGUCCAUCCAAUGAUGCAUUAGAUUCUAACUUCUUAGAUAUUGCUAGGCACUUAGAGGAGGGUCUUUUUCAAAUGGCAAACACAAGGGAUGACUACCUUAACCAGUCGACCCUUGUUUCUCGCUUGGCAACCUUAAUGACACGCAGAAUAAUGAAUAAUCAGCAAAAUGCUAAUUCAUCUCCGCCUGGAACAAUGACUACACUCGCUCCUGAAGUUUCUCCAAUGCAGGUGGGAGUAAAGGUUCCUGAGAGCGAAGAUGAGUUGGAGACAGAGAUCGCAGAGAGUCUGAAGUCCAUGAGCCUCUACAGCUGAACAUGAUCCGGAGUUUUUUUAUUACUUCUGUUACAAGCAAUAAGAUCAUCAUAUAAGUUACUGCACUGUGACUAUAUUGAAUGCUGCUUGUAUAUACAUACCAAUGAUAAACCGGGUUUUGAUUUGUUCU